Molecule: messenger RNA, 1460 nt
Organism: Halteromyces radiatus
Lineage: Eukaryota; Fungi; Mucoromycota; Mucoromycetes; Mucorales; Cunninghamellaceae
Product: protein-tyrosine phosphatase-like protein
Exons: 5
Coding region: 57-1325 (422 amino acids)
Biological process (GO): protein dephosphorylation
Cellular component (GO): nucleus
Molecular function (GO): protein tyrosine/serine/threonine phosphatase activity
Source: RefSeq, a predicted model, not a curated record
GUUUCGUACAAACAGUCAUUCACUUGAACAAAGUUAAUCUCAUUUAUCUUUGCAAAAUGUCCUCCUCUGAUCCUGUUGCCUGCUCCUCUUCUGCAACGUCCACAUUAACUGCAACACCACCAUCAACUCCUCCAUCAAUGGCAGCAACAGAGAAUAACAAUACUUCUACGAACGAUACUAAUAUAUCCUCUACUAUGGUAUCACCAUCUAUCCCAGCAACAACAACGAUAACAACGAAUUUAGAGAAUGAUACCCAAGAUUACAAUACAACUAGUACACAAAUGUCAUCCACACCGGUUAUGAUGGAAGUGCAAACUGAAUAUGCUACUCGUCAAUCUGUUCCAAAAACCUCCAUCAGUCAUCCCAUCAACAUCAGCUGGCUUUUACCGAACGAUUUUUUACCAUUACUGACUUAUUGCGAUUUACCUGAACAACUAGAUGUAUAUGACCUGACAGAUCCUGUGAUUUACCAACAAUUAUUACCUUUACUUGAACAAGCUAUUCAACAUGGCCAACAACAAUCUCUACCAGUCAUGGGAAAUUUGGCUCUUAGUUCAUGUCCUGGGAAGAAAGUACGAUUAACUGGUCCUGUUCGUGGUCGUGCUGCUAUCAAUCGUGAUCUGGAUUUGGAUUUUACUAGAAUGCGUUCAUUUGGUAUCACCACUAUUGUCUGUUGUCUUGAAGAUACUGAAUUAGAUUAUCUGGGCGCCACAUGGAAGAAAUAUGCCGCGUCAGCCAAGAAAUAUGGAUUACAUGUAUUACGAUUACCUAUGGUGGAGGGAAGUUGUCCUGAUACUUUGGAGGAAGUGGAUAAUGUCAUCAAUAUUGUGAACAACAAGAUUUGGAAAGGUGAAAAUGUAUUGGCACAUUGUCGUGGAGGGGUGGGACGAGCUGGCUUGUUUGCCUGCUGUUGGAUGAUCAACAAUACAUUAUGUCUAUCUGCCGAACGAGCUAUUAGAACCGUACGUGCUCGAAGAAGUCCUAAAGCAAUUGAAACCAUGCGUCAAGCCGAAUUCGUCAUUCAUUAUGCUCAAUUUAUUACAAGAAAAUUGGAACAACAAAUGAUGGAACAUCGUGAUCAACGUCUUCGGCGGUUAUUAUUAGAGGAACAAGCAAUAUUGGAUGGUACGGAUAAACAUCAUACCGUCGAUCACUCAUUAUCUACACAUCCUUCAUCAUCUAUGUCCGCAGUAGGAACUCCUCUUGAUAUGACACAUACAGAUCAAACUUUAUCUGUCCCCUCUGUCUUUGAUAUUGGCAAUUUGGAACAAAGUAUGCGUAACAAGUCAUUGUCUUCUUCUACUGUUCAUAGCAAUUCUUUAUAGUCUCCCCUUUUUUUUAAAAUAUAUAUAUAUUAUUCCGUCAUCACUAUUAUCAUUUCUCAUCUAUUUGUUUGAUAUUUGUAUAGUCCCUAUCGUAUUUCGUUUUUUUUUUUAUAUAUAUUAUUAUUAUUAUUAUUA